Molecule: messenger RNA, 279 nt
Organism: Prunus armeniaca (apricot)
Lineage: Eukaryota; Viridiplantae; Streptophyta; Magnoliopsida; Rosales; Rosaceae
Source: the annotation of a GenBank genome assembly
AUGGCUUGGAAUAGAAGCUUGGACUGGAUUCGUGAUGUUGACCUUCUAACUGGCUUGCGAGCAUAUGCAGCAGAUCCUGACCUUCAACAAGAAUGGAUGAUGGUUAAGAAGAUUAACAAAAUGAGGGUCGCUGAGUACAUUGAAACAAUGAGUGGUGUGAAGGUUAGUUUAGAUGCAAUGUUUGAUGUCCAGACAAAGAUGAACAGGAUAGAAAGAAAGAAAGAAAGGAUUCUGACUAUUUCAAGAUUUUACCAAUGUAUAUACUUUGUUUGUAGUUAA